UGAUCUUUGCCCCUUUGAAGGCAAGAUGGUGUACAUGAGAAUGUUCUCUCGGUGACGGGGAUGGCCGUGGUUGAUAUCACCCUCCUCAGUGGGCUGGUACCAGACACCAAGUACCUCGAUCAGAUGGCAAACGGAGUUGAAGAAUACAUUAGUAGCUAUGAAGUCAAGAAAGGAAAACUGUUGCUGUAUUUGGAAACGAUCCCAUACAGCGUAUCUUGCCUGGUGUUCCCGGCUAGACAGAUCGUACGUCUGGGCCUGAUGCAGCCAGCCGAUGCCACCUUGUACGAUUUCUACGACCCAACUACCAGAUGCACUGUGUCCUACAGGCCUCCCGAACAAAACACCAUGACCUCGAAGCUAUGUGAGGGCCCCGUGUGCACAUGUGCUGCAGGUGGCUGUCCUCAUGAACAAGACGUUUUGCCCGACAACCUGUUGGGGGAUGAUCGGACUAGAUUUGCCUGUUACAAUCCAAUUGUGGAUUAUGUCUUUGUGGCCCAGGUGUUAAACAAGACCUCGCUGGGAUAUUUCGACAAGUACACCAUGUCCGUCCGUAUCGUGUACUGGAAGAAUGACGGAGAUCAUGCGGGUGGGGACGAGGUGAGGACAUUUCUACAUCGUAGCUCCUGCCGUCUGCAGCUGAGGGAGGGCACGGAAUAUCUACUGAUGGGCAAGAGCGGCAACAUCAAGCAUGGAGCGGGCAUUGCCCAGUAUCUCCUGAGUGACACAACUUGGAUCGAGGCCAUCCCAUCACAAACCACCUGUGGCCUUUUGACCCACAGAGAACAUUGCAAGCAAGUCAAGAGCUUUAUUGAAGAGUUCACCUUCUUCGGAUGUGAAAUGUAACUUUGGCCACUCUCCCCCUCCUCUCCCCUCCCCUCCCCCCUU
Messenger RNA from Leucoraja erinaceus (little skate), 885 nucleotides. Its product is annotated as complement C4-like. NCBI's taxonomy places the organism in Eukaryota, Metazoa, Chordata, Chondrichthyes, Rajiformes, Rajidae. Gene Ontology annotation, biological process: complement activation. Gene Ontology annotation, molecular function: protein binding. The record is from RefSeq and is a predicted model, not a curated record. Gene Ontology annotation, cellular component: extracellular region. The transcript has 8 exons. Bases 61 to 843 code for a protein of 260 amino acids.